AUGGCCGAUGACGUAGUGCAUCAAAUUCCUGCCCCCUUCCUUCACGUCACCGUCACCAUCGCCGAGUUCCACGACCAGACCAGACAGGACCACCUGGGGCACCCACAAACACCAAUCUUUGCUAGCAGGGCCACGGAAGGCACGCAGGGCAGCUACGAUACCCUCAUCAUGUCAGCAAACGUCAACAAGCCGACGGAUCUCAAGCAGAAGGAGGCCGACGUCAACCGCAAGCUUCAGCUCUACGGCAUCCUCUCCGCUUUCCAGGCUGGCAAGGUUCCUUCGAAUGACCAAAUCGAUGUUGCCCUGAACAGUUUCCUGGCCUCCAAGGCUCUCUCAAACCCUCCCGAGAAGCUCUCCCCCGAAGGCCGCGCACUGAUUGCCGAUGCGCGCGAAGUUGUCAUCCAAGCCAAGAACCUUCUGUUGUCCAAGAACCAGGGCAACCUGAUUCAAGACUUCAUCUGGCAGACUGAGCAAUUCGACCCCAAGGCUGUGGACGUUCCUGGCGCUCCCGUCAACAAGGAGGUCGCUCAGCAGCAUGGCGACAAGGCGCUAGAGGGUCUGCGGACCCUUGGAACUUUGCUCAUCACCAACGGACAGUUCCGCAAGCUUCUCAAGGAUGCCACCGUCCUUAUCCGGGACAUGGCUGGCGAUGCCGCUACCAACGCUGCCCAGCGUGUCCGUCCCUCCGGCGAAGCCCUUCAGGACAUUGACCGCCCUGCUGAGGACAACACUUGGCACGAUGCCCCCGACUUUUCCAAGGAGAACUUCAAGAAGCAGGCUCAGGGUGUCUACAAGGGCUCUCCUGCCGAUGAUGCUCGGGAGGUCCUUGCUGCAGGCACUCAGGCCGCUCACCCCAACGGAUCGCAGAACCCCCAUGACCUGGCCGCGACUGCCGCUCGCGAUCAGCAGCAAGGUACCAACUCGGGUGUGAAUGCCCAGGGCGGCAUCAACGCUGCCCGCGAUGUCAUUCAGAAGAAGUACAACGAGAACGUCGAUGGCGAGACCAAGGAGCAGGCACGUCAGCGCAAGGAGGAGUACCUUCGUCGUUCCAAGGAGUACUUCAACAAGAAGAUGCCCCAGGAGCGCAAGGACCAGACCAUCUGGCGUUUGAAGAAGAUGGUGCUUGAGUGUCAGCAGCACCCCGAUUAUUCCCAGGCCAUUGAGACUCUUCUCAACCUCGCCGAGGAGUACGCCGGGCACUCCCGCACUUUGGCACAGGGUGGAACUGGUACCGUCAAGGACACCCGUGCCGGUCUCGCUCAGGCCGAGUCUGAUCUCAAGACGCUGAUCGAGCGCUUCGCCAACGGCACCUCGACCGAAGACUUCUUCGAGUCGAUCAACCAGAUCUACCGCGAUGCUGACAACGAUCGUGAGCUGAAGGACUGGUUCAAGGCUAUGGACCGCUACGUCCGCCGCUGCCUUCUCGAGCAGGGAUACAUUCUGGACGAGGACUCCAACCAGGAAUGGAACCACUUGUACGACCAUGGUCGUUACUUGCUUCGCGAGAAAUACCGCGCUCACACCGACCGUGUCUUUGACGAGAUCAAGUUCUUGAUUGACCAGUUUGAUCAGGACCCUCUCAACAAGCGCUUCGGCUUGGCCGUCCAGAAGCUCUUCACCGAUCUGGGCAAUGACGAGAACGGCAAGCCUACCUUUAAGCCUCACUUGCUGAAGGAUCUCUCGGAGGUCAUCAUUCCCGGCAUCUUUGAGAACGUUGCCUAUAUCCCGGUCCCGCGCCUCGAGUACAGCGACCCUCAGUUCGAUGCUGUCAUUGAGAACCUUGUCCUCGAGUCUGACAACUUCAUGCCUAACGUUCUCGAGAUUAACAGCGAGAACUACUUCCUUUGGGGACGCAAGAAGAUCGCCAACAAGCACAAGCAAUCCUUUGAGGUGAAGGUUGCUGGUGUCCAGCUUGAUCUUCGCGACGUCAGCUACCACGUCAAGCGCAAGCAGGGCUUCCCAUCUAUCACCGACACUGGUGUCGCCGAUAUUCUUCUCGCUGGCGAUGGCUUCUCUUUCAAGAUGAAGCUCUCCUCUGCCGAUAAGAAUGACAGACAGAACUUCUUCAAGGUUGACAAGGUUGAUGUUGACAUCAAGCACAUGAGCAUCAAGCUGAAGCAGUCUAAGCACAAGCUUCUAUUUGGUCUCUUCAAGCCCAUCAUGCUCAAGGUCCUUCGCCCUGCUCUUCAGAAGGCUGUCGAGAAGGCCAUCAAGGACCAGGCCACUCAGCUCGACAGCAUCAUGUACCAGGUCAAGCAGGAAGCUGAUCGUGCCCUUGAUGAGGCUCGCUCUAACCCCGAGAACACUCCCAAUAUCUACAACCGGUAUGCCACCGCUAUGCAGAAGCGCGCUCUCCAGGCCAAGCAGAAGGCGGACGAGGUUACUGCCGACAAGAAGGUCAACUACGCCAUUACCAAGGAGGAUUCCAUCUUCCCCAACAUUCACCUGCCUGGAGGUAUCAGCUCCAAGGCCACUGAGUACAAGGAGCUGGCUCGUAAGGGUGAGCGUUGGGAGAGCCCUGUCUUCGCCAUUGGUAAGGCAAACAAGUCUACCGACAUCCCCGAUGCUCCUCGCAUCGAGCGCAAGAAGCAUGGCCUUCCCACCCAGCAGGGCCAGUAUGCUCCUCACGCUCCCGGCCAGGUCAACGGUGGUGACUUGAACACCAUCCCCACUUCCGACUACCCGACUUCCGGUUACCCUACCUCCAGCUAUGACGCCCACCCCAACGGCGGUCUUAACGGCACCGUCAACACUCUUUCAACCCCUGCUCACGUCAGUGGAUACUAA
Colletotrichum lupini is the source of this 2787-nucleotide messenger RNA. RefSeq lists its product as uncharacterized. NCBI's taxonomy places the organism in Eukaryota, Fungi, Ascomycota, Sordariomycetes, Glomerellales, Glomerellaceae. Bases 1 to 2787 code for a protein of 928 amino acids. The record is from RefSeq and is a predicted model, not a curated record. The transcript has 4 exons.